AUGAUUCGAAACAAAAGAUCUAUAAGGUUCGAAGCUUCAUGAAGCAGUGUUUAAGCGACCAUCACUCUCAUUUCAGCUUACUUCGUGGACUUAUUGAGCAUUGCCUUCAAAUUAUCCAGACCCUGAUUUGGGAUGCACCAUGAGAAGCAACUCCUUAAUUUGGAUCCAACCACCUCAGUUUCGCGUCAGCCACCCCUUUAUGUAGGUUUCGUUUGUUUGUUGUUUCUUCUGUCGGACAAUGCCAGGGGGUUUAUGAACGGCGUUUACAGUCAGAGAUCAAGAAUUAAACCCCUAACCUUAUCGAUGACAUCUUUAUUAAAUCCACAACUAAAGCAGCAUGAAGACGAUAUAUUUACUCUUUAUGAUUUUCGGUGUGUUUGGUGAUGAAGUGAAGUCAGUGUCAGUGUCAGUGAUGGAGGGAGAUUCUCUUACUCUACACACUCAUCUUACUGACACACAGGCAGAUGAUGUGACAGUGACAUGGACAUAUGGGGCUCAAAAAACUCAUAUAGCUCAAAUCAAUAGAGAAGCCAAAGAAACAUCCAUAUAUGAUGAUGUUCUUGAUGGGAGAUUCAGAUACAGAGUGCAGCUGGAUGAUCAGAAUGGAGAUCUCACCAUCACAAACAUCACAACUCAACACACUGGAGAUUAUGAAGUAGAGAUCACUGUCAGAAGUAAGAUUAUACAAAAGAGUUUCAAGGUUACAGGUAUGUCUGGUGCAGGUGGAGUGAAGUCAGUGUCAGUGAUGGAUGGAGAUUCUGUUAGUCUACACACUGAUGAUCUUGAUAUCAAGAAAUAUGAUGUGAUACGGUGGAGAUUUCAACAUGAAAACUCUCCUCUAGCUGAACUCAACAGAAACACUGCUCUCUUUUCUACAUAUGAUGAUGUUCUUGAUGGGAGAUUUAAAGACAAACUGCAGCUGGAUGUUAAGACUGGAGAUCUCACCAUAAGAAACAUCAGAACCAGACACUCUGGACUUUAUGAAGUAAAUAUCACCAGCACCAGCAGCAAUUAUACCAUACAUCAGUCAUGCACAGUUGCUGUCAGUGGUGAAGUCAAGUCAGUGUCAGUGAUUGAGGGAGAUCCUGUUACUCUACAGACUCAUCUAAAUGAAAUACAGAGAGAUGAACUGAUAGUGUGGACAUUUUUACCUGAUGACUCUCAGAUCGCUCAAAUAUAUAAACUUAAUAAUCUGUUCAGAACGUAUGAUGGUGAGGAAGGGAGAUUCAGAGACAGACUGAAGCUGAAUGAUCAGACCGGAGAUCUUACCAUCACAGACAUCAGACCUGAACACAUUGGAGUUUAUGAAGUGAAGAUUAACAACAGAAGACGAUCCAUUCAGAGGAGAUUCAGUGUUCAUGUUAGUGGAGGUCUGUCUUCAGGUGGUAUAGCAGGAAUAGCUGUUUUCUUCCUCCUACUUAUUGCUGCUGCUGCUGUUGCUCUGAAUUACUUUACCCGCAAGAUUUCUGAAUUACAAAAACAACUGGAUAAGAAGAUGACAGUGGAGACGGGACAUUGUGCUGUUCUACACACUAAUCUGAAAGAACUUAAGGCAACUGAUAAGAUUAAGUGGAGAUUUGAACAAGAUGCAGAGAUGAAAAAUGCUGUGAUGCAUUGGCCAUGGAGAUAUGUAGGUACUCUCAUAGCUAAACAUGAUGAACAAGGCCACAACACUUAUGAUUUUCCUGAUGAGGGAUUCAGAGAAAAAAUGAAUCUGGAUCGUGAGACUGGAGGUCUCUACAUCAGUGAUGUCAGUAAUAAACACUCUGGAGUUUAUCAACUAAAAAUCACUAGCGGUGGAGAAACCUCAUACAAGAGAUUCAUUGUGUCUGUCAUAGAAAGAAUUGUAGUAGUAGAUAAGGGAGACUAUGUCCCUCUGAAGACUGAAGUUACUGACAUAAAGAGAGAUGAUCUGAUAGAGUGGAGAUUCGGAGAAACUCUCAUAGCUCAAAUCAAUCCUGCAAACAAGAUCUUCAGUACAUAUGAUGGUGAUAAAGGUCGAUUCAGAGAUAAACUGACGCUGAAUCAUCAGACUGGAGAUCUCAACAUCAGUGACAUCAGUGAGGAACACAAAGGAGUUUAUAAACUGAAAAUCAUCAGAAAUGGAGAAACCUCAUACAGGAGUUUAUAUGUGUCUCUCUAUGGUGAAGGAGAAGAACUGGAAGUGAAUGAAAGAGAAUCUGUCGAUCUGAAGACUGAAGUUCAUGACAUACAGAAAGGUGAUCUGAUAGAGUGGAGAUUUAGAGAAACUCUCAUAGCUCAAAUCAAUCCUGUCAACAAUAUCUGCAGUACAUAUGAUGGUGAUUAUGAUGAUGAUGAAUUCAGAGAUAAACUGAAUCUGAAUCCUCAGAAUGGAGAUCUCACCAUCAGUGACUUCAGACAGAAACACGCGGGAGUUUAUAAACUGAAGAUCAUCAGUGAUGGAGAAACCUCAUACAAGAAAUUCAUUGUGUUUGUCAUAGGUGAAACAAAAACAUUGUUCAAGUUAGAGGGAGACUCUGUUGAUCUGAAGACUAAUCUUAAUGACACGCAUACAGUUGAUCUGAUAGAGUGGACAUUUGAAGAAACUCUCAUAGCUAAAAUCAAUCCUUCCAAAAAUAUCUUCAGUACAUAUGAUGGUGAUGAUGAUCUAUUCAGAGAUAAACUGAAUCUGAAUCGUCAGACUGGAGAUCUCAACAUUGCUUACUUCACAUUGGAACACCGUGGAGUUUUUACACUGAAGAUCAUCAGAGAUGGUAAAACCUCAUACAAGAGAUUCAAUUUGGUUUACGUAGGUGAAAUAGAAGAACAGCAUGUGUAUAAAGGAGAAUCUGUUGAUCUGAAGAUUAAUCUUACUGACAUAAAGCGAGAUGAUGUGAUGGUGUGGAAGUUUAGAAAAACUCUCAUAGCUGAAUUCAAUCCUGCCAACGAUAUCUUCAGGACAUAUGAUGGUGAUGAUGAUCUAUUCAGAGAUAAACUGACGCUGAAUCAUCAGACUGGAGAUCUCAACAUCAAAGACAUCAGAGAAGAACACAAUGGAGAGUAUAUACUGAAGAUCACCAGAGAUGCAAAAAACUCUUGCAGGAAAUUUGAUGUCCUUAUCAAUGGUGAAAAAGAAGAUCUUCAAGUGUAUGAGGGAAAAUCUGUCGAUCUGAAGACUGAAGUUACUGAAAUACAGAAAGUUGAUGUGAUAGAGUGGAGAUUUGGAGAUAAAGAAACUCUCAUAGCUGAAAUCAUUCGUGCCCACAAUGUCUUCAGAACACAUGAUGGUAAUUAUGGUGCAUUCAGAGAUAAACUGAAGCUGAAUCAUCAGACUGGAGAUCUCAACAUCAAUGACUUCAGACAAGAACACUCUGGAGUUUAUACACUAAAGAUUAUCAGAGGAGGAAAAACCUCAUACAGGAGAUUCUUUGUGCUUGUCAAAGGUAAUGUAGAAGUACUGCGAGUGAAUGGAGAAAAAUCUGUCAAUCUGAAGAGUGAAGUUAAAGACAUACACGGAGAUGAUGUGAUAGAAUGGAGAUUUAAAGGAACUCUCAUAGCUGAAAUCAAUCCUGCCAACAAUAUCUUCAGUACAUAUGAUGGUGUUGAUGAUCUAUUUAGAGAUAAACUGAAGCUGAUUCGUCAGACUGGAGAUCUCAAAAUCAAUGACAUCAGAGAAGAACACACUGGAGAUUAUACACUGAAGAUCAUCAGAGAUGGAGAAACAUCAUACAAGAGAUUCACUGUGUGUCUAAUAACUUCCAGAGGAGAAUAUUCAGUGGAGAAGAGAGGAGGAGAUUCAGUGGGGAUAGAGAUGCCGUUGUUGCCUAAAAGCACUUCCAGAGGAGAAGAUUCAGUGGAGAAGAGAGGAGGAGAUUCAGUGGGGAUAGAGAUGCCGUUGUUGCCUAAAAGCACUUCCAGAGGAGAAGAUUCAGUGGAGAUAGAGAUGCCAUUGUUGUGUAAUAGCAGUCAAUAGCAUUGAUCUUCCUCAAAUGUAACCUCAUGAACAUUACAAACACAUCAGCAUUACAAACACAUCAGCAUUACAAACACAUCAGCAUUACAUCACUUAAAACAGUGGUUCCCAACCUUUUUUGUUUCAAGGACCCGUAUUUGCCAACAACAAUAUUUGAAGGCCCCCCCCCCAAUCACUCAAUUCUUUCCACAUAAAAUUAAAUAGAACAUGGAAUGACUAGACAGAUGUAUAUUCGCUACUAAAAUGGCCAAACCAAUUAGAGACAUCUUGAUUUUUGCUUGUUUUUUAAUGCUCAUCCAAUUUUAAUUCGAUGCUCAUCCUGAGGCCCUCUUGGAAAUCUGCUGAGGCCCCCCGGGUUGGAGAAAACUUACCUACAACAUCACUCAUACAUCAAUCAGUUUAAACAAUCCACCUGUAUGUGCUGAUGUAAAUGGACUGCAUUUAUAUAGCGCUUUCAAAAAACCAAUGGACAUCCAAAGCACUUAACAAAUUGCCUAACAUUCCCCAUUCACUCACUCAUUCAUACACCGAUGGAGGUGUCAGCCAGGCAAAGUGCCAUCCAGCUCGUCGCAGCUGGGUUAGGUGUCUUGCUCAAGGACACUUCGACACUUGGUCAGGUGGAGCUGGAGAUUGAACCACCAACCUUCCGAUUUGUAGACAACCUUCAUGAACCACUGAACCACUGCCGCCCCAUCAGAAGAAUGUUUCAGAAGAGCCAAAAGAAGUAAAUUAAAAGAUAAGUAUAUUAUAAAUAUAAUAAAGGUCAAUGAAAUGAAAGAGGAUGGAACACAGUUGAUGUUCACACUUAUCUACAGAUAAACUCUGAUCUUUGUUAAAACAUAAAUAUUAGAUUUCAUAUCUGUUACUGGAUGCAAAAAUUGUGUACCGCAUGUAUUAUUUACUGUUUCAUACAACUAAUACAGUGUUAUAAAGACAAAAGCAUAAAUAUUUCAUGUAUAGCUAACAUUUGUACUACAGCAGCAUUUCACUGACUGAUGUUUGUCUUUUUAUUGAUAUUAGUUGACAUCAAAACUCUCUGCCCCUUUGUCCUAGUAUUCAUACAAAUACUAUUCAUACAUAGGAUUCAUACCUAGUAUUCCUUUCACUCAUAUAUAUUAUGCAAAACAAUGAAUGGUUUAAAGUAAAUGUGGCCAAUCACAACCUACUGGUAAGCUGGCCAAUCGGGGACACAGCACUUUUCAGAUCGAUAAGCUUUGUACAAAAUCAGAACGUUUGAGAAAGGUAGGGAUAUCUGGAUCACCGAAAGUGUACUGUAUGUGGUAAAUAAAGUUAUUGAACCAUAAACCAUGCAAACACAUUGUAUACCAAAUACACAAAAUAAUAUUGUUUUUAGCAACGAAAUAGGUGUUUUUUAAAGUUUGGUUGAAACGCUGAGCUUGUCAAUGUUACUCUCACCCAGCCAUUGAAUCAUAGUGGAGAAAGGGCGGAACAAAUAUCACAACAACUAACGAGUGAUAACCAAAGCGUUCAGCUAAAAUAAAGUUAUCAGGUGCCUACAGUCAGCAUCUGCCUAAACCACACCUCUUGGUAGCCUACUCUGCUCUGAUUGGUCAACUGACACAGUCCAACAAUAGUGCAACAUGCAUUGACCUAGUGCUAACAUGACUUACUGACAAAAUAUUAAGAGUUUAAAAUUGACAGCAAUACACAUCAUUCAUCAUGAUUUAUAAAGUUAUAAAAACGUUUAAGCAAGUAUGUAAGCUAACUGGGCCAUAGCAAGACAGUGCUACAUGCUUUAGCACAGUAAACAGUAGUGCAACAUGCUUUAGCUGCUUGCUAGUGCAAUUUACUGACAAGACAUUACAGUAAACUAGACAUUCAGAACAAACACGAUAUAAUAAUCAUACUUACAGGUUGUGUUUAGGAGAUGCAUGUUGUUCCAAAAAAGUUGGUAUUAAAUAAUAAAUCCUGCCUUAAAAAGGUAAUUUUAACCACUACUGGUUUAUCGUACCUUCGUUCUUUUGUAUUGAAAACAACACAAACUUGCCUUUAUAGCUGAAAACACAGCGCCUUCUCAACAUGAUGUUUACACACUAACUAGCUGAAGUGUCUGUGGGCAGGUCCGGGUUUUUGUUUCCCAAGGGCAAGACUGUAGGCGGAGGUUAUUAUGCAAAGUGUUUGUAUCUACGUAGACAGACAGGGAAUUCAAUACAUAUAACGACUCGUUUCAGCAAUUCAGAGUCGACUCUGCUUUAGAAGCCAAUAACUUUAUUCAGAGGCGUCAUGCCCAUUCAAACUGAGGGGGCACGGGGUCGCCGUGAUUUCACCAAGAAGAUGUGAUCCUGGAUCAACAUUUUUUGUUGAUCCUGGAUCAACGUUUUAAUCAAAGAUACCCCGACCUACCCUUAACUCAAACCCUAACCAUUUUUAAACCCUCAAAUUGGUGUGAAAAAAUAGUUUGAGGAGUAUUUCUUAAAAGCCCCUAACCCAAUCCUUAACCUAAAUCUAACAUACACACUAAUCCUAAUCCUGCAAUCUGAUUGGUUAAUGAAAAUGUUGUUCCAGGACCAACAAUGGUGUUGAUCCAGGAUCACAUCUUACUUGGUGAAAUCACGUUCACCGGGGGCACGUGCCCCCUUGGUUUUUUGAGCCAAAUGGAUUUUGCAUGCAACCUCAAAAUCAAAGAAGCGUUCAUUUAUCUGUUAUUUGACUUUUAAUCUGUUUAAUAUGCACAAUAUUAUCAAUUCUGUGCUGCAUCCUUGUCACUUUUUGGAGAUUUAUCUUUUGCAGCGAUUUUUGUGUGAGCAUAUCAGUGAACACCCCUGACCACUCGGUGAGUUUCACGUCUUUGUAAACGAAAGUUUAAUGCAUUUUAGGAAGGAUUGUUCCAGUGCACCUAUAGACACAUUGUAAAGGUGGGAGGUGAAACAACGAUCACCCAAAAUUCUCGGGGCAGCCGCAUAUGUCGACAUUUCAGUAAAAACCGUUCCAUUUCAUCAUAAACAAUCUGAAAACAGGGCUUUAAGUGUAAAAUACCGAACUUGUCCUUUAACUACUUUGCACAUCAUUUACAUUAAUGGGCAGCUACAUGAUACACUGCAAUACAGUUAAUUUUCGAUUUUUUAUCUGUCUGGCAUUUUAACUGUUUUAUAGUGUAGUUGUGUUCUUGUAGUUUAAUUGAUGGCAUGUGAUGCUAGCAGCAGCCUUAUGUUUAAUAUCUGUUUCAUUGGUUUAUCAGUGAAUAUAAGCAGAUACACCAAAAAAAUAAAUGUUUCUAAAAGUGUAAGAGCUGCAAAAAAAAUAAUUCCUGUGGCUAAAAUGCUCUGAUUAGAGCUGAUACGCCUUAUAGACAAAGUAAACAAACUGCAUAAGGCCCGAACAACUGAGGGGCCCCUUGCUCUUAACUUGAUGUGGCGCUGCGCAGACCGAAUUCGCUUGUGACAUCACUUUGCCGUGAGUGCCAUUCUAGAUAUUAACUCGCUAUGUUAAUUUUCAUCUUUUCUGGGAAUGCACAUCUCUGUUUUGUAAGGAAUUACUUUUUUUGUAUAUUUUUCAUUGUUACAAAAAUUUUAUUUGGUUGUUAUUAUUUUGACAAUCUUGUAAAGGCUCAGUAUUUUUUAUUUGAUACAUUUAUUUGAUACAUUUAUAAAGUCCACAAAUUCAGCUCAUGUAACUCUAAAGAGAGAAAGUGUUUGUGUUGAAGAAUCUAGAAAUCAGAUUGUGACGAUUCAGGGUUCCACUGACUUAUAGAUUCUGUAUAAGACAGCUUUGUUUUGUUUUUUUAUUAAGGGGCUGUCCACACGGAGACGCGUAUCACCGUAUACGUAUAAAUUUGUUAUCGUAUUGGCGUUUUAUCCACACAGAUCUGGCGUUUUGGGAGACUGAAUCCGCUAUUUUUUGAAACCGGGUCCUAAAGUGGAUAAAUCUGAAACCGACAUCCUUGCGGUUUCGUCUGUACAGCCAAUCCGUAUAUUUUGUGAAGUGGAAACGUCAUCACAUCACGUGUCGGAAGCGUCACACGUAACAGCAACAACAAUAACGGCGGACUACGUGAUUGUGUUCGUGCUACUGAAGCUACUAAAGCCUACUAGCUUUAUUACAGCAAAAUCUAUUGCUUCUAUGCAAUUGUGGUGACCAACAAGCGAUAAUGGACAACACCAUACGUUGGUUAUGUGCAUGCUCAAAGUCUUCUUCUCCGUGUACAGUGUAUAUCUGUGGCAGAAUUACAGCGCCCCAUACUGGUCCGGCAUAUAUACUACACCGCUUUCAGUGGUUUCGUGUUUACGGAUUAUUUUUUUAGAGCAAGGAAAAAAAUUAUCGGAUGGGGAAUGCACCGGCUUCGUGUGGACAUAGCCCAAGUUUUUCACCAAGUUUAUUAUUUAUCUUUAUUUAAGUAUUGACAAAUGUUUAUAAUCUAAACUCUGUGACUUGCUGAUAACAUAAAUUAUAUUAUUUGAAUAUUAGAUGGUCAUGCUUUUUAUGUUGAAUAUUUUCUUAUUAACUUGUGCAAGUUAUAUGUCACAGAAAUAUCUGUUUGUUUUCAAACCAUAAUGAAAAGGUUACAAUGAACAAAUUGCUGGAGACAGCACAUACAGUAUACAUAGGUUUCCUGUUUAAAACAUUACAGGGUGCAUGCGCAUCAUAGAAGCAGAAAGCCUGAUUGUUGAGCUGGUCCUCUACUGCAACAACCUUAAGUAUUGAAGCUUUCUUUAUUGUUUGUAUGUAACUGCUGAAUAAAUAAAACAUGAUUUUAGUUGGA
Messenger RNA from Misgurnus anguillicaudatus (oriental weatherfish), 8654 nucleotides. Lineage: Eukaryota; Metazoa; Chordata; Actinopteri; Cypriniformes; Cobitidae. The record is from RefSeq and is a predicted model, not a curated record.